UGCGUGUUCGAGCUUACGGUUAGCUCUGAGAAGAAGACCGCUGCUAAGCUUUGUUUAUUUCGAAGACGAAGGCUAAAUAUUUAUGUUUCCCGAAUCUCUUGUAGGUGUGCAAUUUGAAAUUUACCCCGACCAUGUGAGAUAACAAACCGCAGUAUGGAGGAAACGUGGGAUUUUGAAUUCGUCUCUCGGAUAGUUGACAGUCUGGUGUCGUUUCUGUCCGAGUUCGUGGACGACUGGCUGGCCAACGACAUGAGAGUGGCAGUGUUUAAAAUACUGUUCAGCUGGCUUAUCCUGAGCCUCAUAGCGAUCCACUUUGCGUGGAAAGUGUACGGGAACACCGUCAACGAUAUGUACUACAGACAGGGUACUGGAGGACAGAAUGGUGGAACCCCUGACACAGCCCCUCACAUGGGAGGAUGGGAGAGUGCAGCUGGGGAUAGAAUGAAAUCCCACCGUGAGUGAUGUACAGUGACUGUGCUGAGAGCACAAACUACCUUGAUACCCGUGAUGUGCUGUGUCUGUGACAGACUGUGGUACUUGAGGCCAAAAUGCAUGUACAUGUGCACAAACUCAUGCAGACUGUAGCUGUGUCAUGAAAAAAAAAGUAUAAAUGGAACAUGACAUCUAGCUCUGGCUCUUUAAUUAUGUUUUGGAAGCGUGAGAGUGAUUAGAAAUCAAGUGACAACGUAAAGUUGCUUGACAAAACAAUGGUCUCAAAUGUUCAGUCAUUUGGUCUGUUUGUAGAAAUCAGAUUGGAUUUAGGUGAUGUAAGAUAAUCGUACUGUACAGAUUUAUGCAGUAAAUCAAAUAAAAAAACUGUGUUUA
Triplophysa dalaica is the source of this 825-nucleotide messenger RNA. It is a transcript of the gene tcta, whose product is annotated as T cell leukemia translocation altered. The coding region runs from base 154 to 462 and encodes 102 amino acids. NCBI's taxonomy places the organism in Eukaryota, Metazoa, Chordata, Actinopteri, Cypriniformes, Nemacheilidae. The transcript has 3 exons. The record is from RefSeq and is a predicted model, not a curated record.